Molecule: messenger RNA, 2550 nt
Organism: Punica granatum (pomegranate)
Lineage: Eukaryota; Viridiplantae; Streptophyta; Magnoliopsida; Myrtales; Lythraceae
Source: RefSeq, a predicted model, not a curated record
AAAGAAAAAAAAGAGAGAGAAUUUAUUUUAUUGAUCUCUCGUAUCUAUCUCCGUUCUCUUCAUCAUCGUCGUCGCCAUCAUCAUUUGAGCUCAUAUUUCAUUGAUUUUAACUCCUCGCGAUUGAUCCUCCUCACCUGAUCCGAUAUCUUCAGCCGGCGGCACAUUGAAAUCUUCUUCUUCACUUGCCGCAGAUGAGACAUAGAUCUACCGGAGCUGCCGGAUUCAGGCGAUUUCAAAUGCUCAGUGCUUGAAAUCUGGUAUUUUGGGGAAGGAAUUUGUGAAAUAUAAGCUGAAAGUCAUUCAUCAGCACUUCUUUCUUCGAGAAAGUUUAGGUUGAAGUUCGGAGGGGCCGGAGCUGAUUCCCGGGGCUUCCAUCAUCGCCAUUGCUGUUCAUUUCAGGUCGGGGAACUUGAGAUCUCAUAUCAUGCUACGACAACCCAAGAACCGUCAGAUUUCGGAUAAGGAACUUCCAGCUGAAGGGAGAUCUUUUCGCAUUCUAUGGAACGGGAUAAGCAUUUAACUUAUCAGUAGAUCCAUGCUUCGCCUUCUUCUGUUGUUUCGGCAGAGAUUGCUUUUUUUCUAAAGCCAUGGUCUUGGCUUCACCCAAGAGUUCGUCUCAGAUGGCUGCAUUUCCCAAGGCGCUCUCGGCCAUUGCAGUCUCUGUAGGAGGGCUAGCAGUGUUCUUAAUUAUCGCUUCGAUGCUUCUACUUUCUCAUCCUAUUGGUUUGAGGGUUCAAGGUUAUUUUAAUGGCGUUGACAGUUCAACAAAGGCGGACCUCGAAGUUCCUUUUGCUAAUCAGACCACGGCUGACCAUUCGCAUGAUAACAACAUUGAAUUGUUUGACAAAGAAGCUACAUAUAAGUCUUCUUUGGAGGUGCCUGUGACUGCACAUGCCCCUCCUAGAGUCUCAGAAUAUAAAGAAGCUGAAAAUAAACCAAAACCGGUUCCCCCAGUGUCUUCUGUUGUACCAGAGAAGCGUGUUGUCGGAAAGGAUAACGUGAAUGACAAAGUAGACGAAGAUGUCACUUCAACUCCUGUGAAUGAAUCCGAGAAUUCCACAUCAUCGGCGACAACAGAGUCACCGUCCUUUCCUGGCAGGGCCCAUAAUACUUCUUCAGUUGGAUCAAGUUGUGAUCUGUAUCAUGGAAGUUGGUUUUACGAUCCACUGGGGCCACUGUACACAAACAACACAUGCCCAGUUCUUACACAGAUGCAGAACUGCCAGGGGAACGGGAGGCCCGACAUGGAAUAUGAGAACUGGCGGUGGAAACCAUCUCAGUGUGAACUCCCAAGAUUUGAUCCAAAGAAAUUUUUGGAGUUGAUGAGAGGAAAAACUUUAGCUUUCAUUGGAGACUCGGUUGCACGUAACCAAAUGGAGUCAUUGCUGUGCCUCCUCUGGCAGGCCGAAGCGCCCAAGAACCGAGGCAACCGGAGGAUGCAGCGAUGGUUCUUCCGGUCAACAUCUACAAUGAUUGUCCGGAUGUGGUCAUCGUGGCUCGUCCAGCCGACCUCCGAGCCAAUUGAUUUUGCUCCGGAGGGCGUGACGAAGCUCCAUCUUGAUUCACCGGAUAAAGAUAUCAUGGAAUUCCUCCCGGGAUUUGAUGUUGUUGUCCUCUCCUCAGGCCAUUGGUUUGCUAAGCAGUCUGUUUAUGUCUUGAACAAUGAGAUUGUGGGCGGGCAAUUGUGGUGGCCUGACAAGUCUCGCCCCAUGAAGAUCAACAACAUUGAAGCAUUUGGGAUUUCUGUCGAGACAAUUCUCACGGCUAUUGUCUUGCAUCCGAAUUAUACUGGUCUGACUAUCAUGCGUUCCUACUCACCUGACCACUAUGAGGGUGGAGCAUGGAAUACUGGUGGAUCAUGCACUGGGAAGGUUCGUCCUCUAGCAGUUGGAGAAUUGGUGGAGAAUGGUUUCACAAACAUAAUGCACGAGAAACAAGUGACGGGUUUUAACCAUGCAGUUGGGAAGACUACGAAUAACUCAAAGAUGAGGCUGAUGGAUAUCACUGAGGCAUUUGGAUACCGUCAUGAUGGGCAUCCAGGCCCAUAUAGAAGUCCAGACCCGAACAAGAUCACAAAACGUGGGGCCGACGGGAGGCCGCCCCCGCAGGAUUGCCUACACUGGUGCAUGCCAGGCCCAGUCGAUACCUGGAACGAGCUUGUGCUCGAGAUCAUACGGAGGGAAUUCGAAGGCAAGUAAUUGUCCAGUGUGGAAUAUUCUUUUGCAUUCUCCUAUUCAACUCUAGUUGAUUCCGUAAUCUAUUCCACUGAACCAAAGCUAGAUAGAUGAGUAGAAUAACGGCUAGAUGGAUUUGAUUUUCUCUCCUUCCCAAUUAACGGGAGGUAGGGAAAAAUCAUGAGAUGUUCUACUAGUUGAGGAUAUCAUCUAAGUGUCCCAUAUUAAUCAUAUUGUACAUGACCUGGGUUCACAAGACCAUUCAGUAGAAUAAGAACUCCGACCCGAUACAUGUUAGUCAUAUGUAAGAACAUAUUUAUUCAUAUUUGUAUCAUUUGAUUUGAGGAGUGAUAUAUACAUAUAAUUUAGGACAAAA